GUUUUAAACUCACGGGUCCCUUUUAGGUCCCUCCCUCGCCACGUGUUCUUUGGAUCACCGUCUCUCGCCACGUAACCCUCCCAUCUUCUUCCACCGGGCUUCUCCAAAGCAGCAGCUCCCUUUCUCUAAAUUAAUCCAUAUAUAUUACUAUGAUUUUUCCCUUUAUUAUUAGGCUUAGCUAGUCUUAUUGAAUUCAUCAAAGAGGACCUUCAGCUAGCCAGCUCAUGAAGGUUCCCGUUGGGUUUCUGGCUACCCUUUGGAGCUUCUUCUCCUUCUUGCCCUUCUUCUUCUUCCUCCUCAUCCUUGGCCUUGCCAAAGCUGCGAUAAUUGGUCCAAUCGCCCUGGGGAUUAUUGUGAUCGGUAAUUCAGCUGUGAUCAUUGGUCUUUGGAUAGCCCAUUUCUUGUACACUUACUAUUGUGUGGCAAGAACCAAGAGGCUUGGUAUUGUCCUGAAGAUUGCGGUGCUUUUGCUCUUGCCUGUGCCCAUGGUCCUUUGGCCAGUCAUUGGAAUUGGCGGAAGCGUUUUGGGUGGCAUUGGAUACGGGUUUUUUGCUCCUCUUCUUGCAACUUUUGAGGCUGUCGGGGAGAAUGUCAAGGACAAAUUCUACCACUGUUUUGCUGAUGGUUGCUUGGCCACUAUCAAAGGUACCUGCACAGUAGUGUGCGAUUUUACAGAUUUUUGCUUCCAUUCUUACUUCUCUUACAUGGAUGAACUAUGUGAGAAGGUCCCUCCAGAAGAGAAGCCGAUGGAUGUGAAGUAUGAAAUUUCCUCCUGUUUCUCUGUUUCAUAUCGACAAACGAAUGCAAAUCCUAAGCCAGGAGAGGACAACAGCUUGAAGACUAGAAGAGAAAACUCGCUCAAUGCGCAACUCAUCUCGCAAAAGUCAAGAACACUGAAGUGGGAAAUCCAGCAACACAAAGCAGUGCAGGUAUGGGAUUGGUUAUUCAAAGCUUGCGAGGUAAAUGGUAGGAUACUGCUUCGUGAUGGCCUGAUAAAUAUCCAGGAAAUUGAAGAAUGCCUUGUUAAGGCUAAUUGUAAGAAGCUGAGCAUCAAAUUACCUACUUGGUCCGUACUACAUUGUCUGCUUGUAUCUGCGAAGUCUGACUCAUCUGGGCUGGUGAUCUCUGAUGAUGUAGAGUUGGCAAGAAACAAUGGACCAAGGGAAAAGGUGUUUGAGUGGUUAAUCGAACCGUUAUUAAUUAUGAAAGAGCAAAUAAAGAAUCUGAAAGUAGAAGAAAAUGAAGAAACCUGUCUGAAAAGGCUGGUUAUUGAGUGCGAAAACAAGAGGCCCGAGGAGUGGGAUGGAACUGGAUUUCCAUCCAAUGACAAUGUCAGAAGGGCACAGCUGCAAGCCAUUAUCAGAAGAUUGCAGGGGAUUGUAGCUUCCAUGUCCCGGUUUCCGACCUUCCCGCGUCGCUUUAGGAACAUGAUGAAGGUUUUGUACGCAGAGGCAAUUCAGGCUGGUGCUUCAGCCAGUCAUAUUGGAGUAGCAUUAAAAUCCAAAUACACUAGCAAGAGCUUGAUUGGGUCUGGGAGUAGAGAAGGUAGAAAUGAAACUGAUGAGGUAAUUAAUGAGGCAUAUGAUAGCGGGGAUGUAGUAUGAGUUGGCUUUUGUAAGAUGUGUGUUUUUCUUUCUCUCUUUGGAUGUUGGACUUGUGCCGAUAGUACCUUUAAUCCUCCGUUAAAUGUCUGUUGAACGAGAGGUCUCUCUUGGUUCAGAACAGCGAGAAAAUCAAAAUCUGCACUCGCUUAAAAAUCCCAAGCACUCUUUCGGACUGGAUAGUGCACCAACCCUGAAACAUCUUUUGUGGCAUGGAAUCUCUCAAAACAAGAUCAUGACUCGGAAAGCUUUUCCAACGCCCAAGUGACAAGCAUUUUCACACAAGGAUGAGAAUGUUAUCACAUCCAAAGCUGGAGGGAGUCGAAAGAGUUUCAAAUUCAAACAUAACUCUGAAUGUUAUUUAACACCAAGGAACAUUUCUAUCUUAGAUAAACUAUGAGGGCUCUGCCCUUUCUAGUUCUUUUGAUCAAUAAGAAUUUCAUACACCAAAAAAUU
Populus euphratica (Euphrates poplar) is the source of this 2057-nucleotide messenger RNA. RefSeq lists its product as uncharacterized. Gene Ontology annotation, biological process: vegetative to reproductive phase transition of meristem. The record is from RefSeq and is a predicted model, not a curated record. The coding region runs from base 225 to 1604 and encodes 459 amino acids. The transcript has 8 exons. NCBI's taxonomy places the organism in Eukaryota, Viridiplantae, Streptophyta, Magnoliopsida, Malpighiales, Salicaceae.